AUGCUUAUCCCCAAGCAGAACCGCAAGCUUAUCUACGAGGCUCUCUUCAAGGACGGUGUCUUGGUCGCCAAGAAGGACUUCAACGCCCCCAAGCACGAUGAGAUCGAUGUCCCCAACCUGCAGGUCAUCAAGGCUCUUCAGUCCUUGGACUCGAAGCAGUUCGUCAAGACCCAGUUCUCGUGGCAGUACUACUACUACACCUUGACCGAUGCCGGUAUCGAGUACCUCCGCGAGUACCUCCACUUGCCCUCGGAGAUCUUCCCCGCCACCUUCAAGAAGACCGCCCGCCCUUCGGCUCCCCGCCGUGCUGAGCGCCCCGAGGGUGCUUACCGCCAGCGUGGUGACCGUGAGGACUACCGCCGCCGCGAUGACGGUGAGAAGAAGGAGGGUGCCUCCGGUGACUACAAGCCCGAGUUCCGCUCCGGCUUGGGCCGUGGCCGUCCCGCUCAGCAGUAA
Molecule: messenger RNA, 456 nt
Organism: Linnemannia hyalina
Lineage: Eukaryota; Fungi; Mortierellomycota; Mortierellomycetes; Mortierellales; Mortierellaceae
Source: the annotation of a GenBank genome assembly